Rotaria sordida is the source of this 1407-nucleotide messenger RNA. The record is from the annotation of a GenBank genome assembly. NCBI's taxonomy places the organism in Eukaryota, Metazoa, Rotifera, Eurotatoria, Philodinida, Philodinidae.
AUGAUCCUCUAUAUCGAACGAGAAAUUCUACUAGAUACAAAAUGUCAAGAUCUAUAUUUAUGUAAUAAUGAAUUAAAUAAUGAAUAUUUAUUAAUUUCAUCUUCUAAUAAAUGUUUAUGUAAAAAACAACAAGCAAUUUUAUGUAAAUAUGAUCAUGAUUUAUGUCAAAAUCGUUGUUUAAUAGAACAUAAUUUAUUAAUUAAACAAAAAAAUCAAUCAAAUCAUAUUUUAAUUAAUGAUAAUCCAACAAAUGUUGUUUUAUUAGAUAAAAAUGAAUUAGAAAAUAAUUCUGAAAUCGUUUAUAUAUGUCAUAAAAAUAAUCUACCACAACCAAUUUUUGAACAUUUAGAAAAUCAAUUAAAUUAUACGAAUAAUUCAUCGACAAAUUUAUCAAUAAGUCAUACAUUUAUUAUUGAUUUCCUAUUGAAAUAUAGUGUCUUAGCUCAAAGUGUCUAUGGAAUAUAUUUAACAUUGCAACAAGCAAGACAUAAUAGUUUUCAAUUGAGACGUCAUGCUAAUAUUGGUUAUUUAUUAGCGAAUAUUUUCAUUGGAAUUUUAUGUUCAUUUAUUUUUUUUCGAAAUUUUGAUUUAUAUCAAUUAAUUUCAAAUGAAAUAUUAAUACAAACUGAGAAUUUAACAACAUGGAUUAAAUCUAUAAUUGAAUGGCUUUUGCAUGCACCAGCUGGUUUAAAAUUAAAUCAACCAUUAGUUGAUUUUCUAGCAAGAUUUUAUUUUUAUCAUAUUUAUCUAUGGUCUGGUUAUCUUGAAGCAUUAGUUAUAACUGUAGUACCUUAUUUAUAUCAAAUAUUAUUUAUUCUAUGUUUUUUUGGUAUAUCAUUAGCUAUUGGAGCAAUCUGUGAUUUUAUUCGUAUAUUAACUAUACAUCUUUAUUGUUUUUAUAUUUAUGCUGCAAGAUUAUUUAAUUGGCAAAUUCGUUUAUUGAUUAUUCUUUUUCGUUUAUUUUGUGGAAAAAAACAAAAUCCAUUAAGAAAUAAUCGACUUGAUUCACAUCUUUGUGAUAUUGAUCAAUUAUUUAUUGUUACAUUAUCAUUUACUAUUCUUCUCUUUUUAUUACCAUCAAUAUUUAUGUAUUAUGCAGUUUUUACUUCGAUUUGGACAGUUACAAUGUUAACUGUAAAACUCAUACAAUAUAUUAAUCAAUUUCUUUUACAAAUACCUAUUUAUGAAUUUUAUUUAUGGGUUACUGGAUCUCGAAUUAUAAGAGGUACACCACGUUUAGCAAUAAAUUAUGCUGAUUCAACUGAAGAUACUGUAUGUUUUAAUUUUUAUUUUGAUUCAGUAUCAUUUAUUACAUUGUAUCGUGUUUGUAAUAUUCGUUUAUCAUCAUAUUCUUUAUCAUUUACUAAACUUUUUCUUGCUAUUUUAAAAGGACAAUCAAUAGUUUAA